Molecule: messenger RNA, 1476 nt
Organism: Mercurialis annua (annual mercury)
Lineage: Eukaryota; Viridiplantae; Streptophyta; Magnoliopsida; Malpighiales; Euphorbiaceae
Exons: 1
Coding region: 1-1476 (491 amino acids)
Molecular function (GO): protein dimerization activity
Source: RefSeq, a predicted model, not a curated record
AUGGGAAUUGUUAUUCGGUAUGUGAAUAAAAGUGGAUGUAUUAUUGAACGUUUUCUUGGCCUUGUGCAUGUUACUGAUACAAGUGCUGCAUCACUUAAGAAAGGCAUUUAUUAUUUCUUUUCCAAAUAUGGAUUGAGCAUAUCUAGUUUGAGAGGUCAAGGCUAUGAUGGAGCCUGUAAUAUGCGAGGUGAAUUCAAUGGGCUUAAAAGUUUGAUACUAAAAGAGAACUCUCAAGCUUAUUAUAUACAUUGUUUUGCUCACCAACUUCAACUUACACUUGUUGUUGUUGCUAAAAAGCAUGUAAGUGUUAGUUCUUUUUUUAAUACUGUUGCACGUUUAUACAAUGUUGUUGGUGGUUCUUGUAAGUGUAUGGAUAUGCUUCGAGAGAAGCAAAUAGAGAAGAUUCUUCAAGGAAUUGAAAAUGAUGAAAUACAGACUGGAAGGGGUCUUAAUCAACAACGGUCUUUGAAACGACCGUCAGAUACUCGCUGGAGUUCCCAUUAUGGUACGCUAAUGAACAUUAUACAUCUUUUUUCUUCUAUCAUUGAGGUUCUUGAAUACAUUGGAGAGAAUGGUAAAGAUGAUGCACAAAAGGCCGAAGCAGUUGAUUUGUUAGACAUUAUAAACCGUUUUGAAUUUGCAUUUGUUCUACACCUUAUGAGAAAAAUAUUAGGGAUUACACAUGAAUUGUCACAAGUUCUGCAGAAAAAGGAUCAAGAUAUCAUAAAUGCAGUUAAUCUUGUUAAGGUUUCGAAGCUGCAUUUACAAGAGAUGAGAGAUAAUGGUUGGGAGAUUUUGUUAUCUACAGUUUCUAAAUUUUGCAGUGUGGAAGACAUAAAUAUACUAUGUAUGGAAGAUGUAUAUGCAAUUCGUGGUAGGUUACGGCGUAGAUCUAAGGCAAUUACUAAUCUUCAUUAUUAUCAAGCCGAUUUAUUUUAUUCAGUGAUUGACACACAAUUGCAUGAGUUGAACAAUCGUUUUGAUGAAGCGAAUACAGAUUUGCUUAUAUCGAUGGCAUGCUUAGAUCCAAAAGGAAGAUUUUCUUCGUUUGAUAAAAAUAAGCUGAUAUGCCUAGCAAGAUUCUAUCCAAAGGAUUUUUCUCCAAUUUCUCUAAUUGAGCUUGAAUGUCAGCUGGAUACCUUCAUUAUUGAUAUGCGCUUGGAUGAAAAUGUUUCUGAGGUGGUGGGAAUUGCUAAUCUUGCUCAAAAGAUGGUCGCGACAAGAAAAGAUGAUGUCUUUCCAUUGGUGUAUUUAUUAAUAAAAUUGUCUUUGACUUUACCAGUUGCUACUGCUAUAGUGGAAAGGGCUUUUUCUGCCAUGAAUAUUAUCAAGAGUCCCCUACGUAAUCGAAUGGGUGAUGGGUUAUGUAAUGAUUGUUUGGUAACUUAUAUUGAGAAAGAUAUAUUCGCAUGCAUCACCAAUGAGACUAUAAUGCAACGAUUCCAAAAAAUGAAAAAUAGGAGAGGAAUGUUAUGA